CGCCUCCAGUAAGGCAGGAGCUUGAGAGCAGUGAUGGAUGUGACAUUUUCUUCAGGGUCAGCUCUGAACACUUGUCCUUCCCAGUUAACCCGAAUCCUUUUGGGUUGUGCGUGUCACCUGUUACCAGCUCAUCUGUCUACAUUAAUUAUCACUACUAGUUUGAAAGCAGUUAUUUGAGGCCACGAUGGAUCAAGCCAGGACAACAAUUUCAAAAAUCUUCAAUGGGGAGCCGCGCUCCUACACUCGCUUUAACCUGACCCAGAACAUGGAGGGUGACAACAGCCAUGUGGAGAUGAAGCUCUCAUCUGACAUGGAUGAUGAAGUGGAGGCUAACGGUGUUGGGGAAAACACAAACCAACAUAAUCAUCCAUAUUACCCCAGCAAACUGAACCAGCGUUCUCCCAAAACCGUCUGCGGAUAUGUCAUUGGCAUUCUGUUCCUUUUCGUUAUUGGAUACCUCAUUGGUUACCUGUCUAAUAGAAGCACAGACAAAACCGAAAUCAAGUCAGAUUGUCCGGUCUUUAAUGAGAUUGCCCCAGUGAAAGCAGAAGCAGUUUAUUCGUUGGACUGGAGUGAUCUCAGGGCAUUGCUGAAAAAGAAAUUGACAACCGACAACAUUAACAGCAACCUCAAGGAAUUCUCUAGUGCCAGUCACCAGGCAGGAAGCACAGGAGAUGAGGCACUUGCUAAUAAAAUCAUGGGGAAAUUCAAAACUUUUGGAAUGAGUACCUGGACCGAUGAGCACUAUGUGAAUAUCCAUGAGCCUGGUUCCUCAAAUAACCAAGUCCUGUUCCGUGGUAACGUUGUGGGAACAACCGAGGGCUAUUUGGCAUACAGUGCAAUUAAAACAGUGCAGGGUGCAGCUCUGUAUGCCCAUUAUGGGCGAGCAGAAGACUUCAGGCGCCUGCAAGAGCGAAAUGUUGACAUAAAUGGAAAGGUCGUCUUGGUUAGAGCUGGACUCUUAAGUUUUGCUGAAAAGGUUGCUAAUGCUGCUAGCUUGAAUGCUAGUGCUGUGCUAAUUUAUCCAGAUCCUGUUAACUACAAUAUUAAAGAGGACACUGCUCUUUUUGGCCAUGUCCAUCUCGGCACUGGUGAUCCCUAUACUCCAGGAUUCCCUUCCUUCAAUCAUACCCAGUUUCCACCGGCUCAGUCCUCUGGCUUGCCCAGCAUUCCGGCCCAAACUAUAACCAUAAGACAGGCUACUGAGAUCAUGAGUAAGUUAGGUGGUCGUACUUCCACUGAUGGCUGGAGUGAUGGGAUGCUUCGGGAUACCAUGUAUAAACUCGGCGAUGAUGGCGACAAUAUUACAGUGGAAGUAAAGAAUGUCCUUAUUCAGAAAAAAAUCCACAAUGUGUUUGGAGUCAUUAAAGGUUAUACGGAUACAGAUCGUUAUAUGGUGAUUGGCGCCCAGCGAGAUGCAUGGGGCCCUGGAUAUGCCAGAAGCACAGUUGGCACUAGUUUAGUGGUGGAGUUGGCCAGAACUGUCACAGAUAUGAUCAAGAAUGAUGGAUUCAAGCCAAAGAGGAGCAUAAUUUUUGCUAGCUGGAGUGCUGGUGAAUUUGGGAGUGUUGGGGCCACUGAGUGGUUGGAGGGCUACCUGACCUCCCUGAAUUUGAAAAUGUUUUCUUACGUCAGCCUUGAUGAAGUUAUUUCAGGUUUUGACACUUUCAAAGCAGCUGCCAGUCCACUGCUGUAUGAGUUACUAGAGAGCACUAUGAAACAGGUCUCAUCUCCAGUUGAUGCAACCAAAUCCUUGCAUGAACAGUUUGCUGGAUCCAACUGGGAGAAAUCUGUAAUGGAGCCUAUGGGUUUGUCUCACUCUGCUUAUCCAUUCCAGACCUUCUCAGGCAUCCCGUCACUUUCAUUUCGAUUUGCUUCGAGUACAAAGUCAUACCCUUUUGGCACUAUUGAGGAUACGGAUCAAAAUCUGGAACGGUACACUUCCUACAACACCCUGAAACUUGCCAAGACGGCAGGUGAGGUGGUCGGACUGGUUACGCUUCGGCUGGUACACGACCACUUGCUCAAGCUGAACGUGGCAAAGUAUACCAGCGUCAUCCGCAACUAUGUGUCCCAAAUCAGGUCUAAAGUUGAAUCACGCCAAAUGUCGGGCCGCCUUCCUUCCACUGUGACGAUGCAGUGGCUUCUCUCAGCUCAGGGGUCAUACGAUCGUGCUGCCAGCGCUCUUGUUUCCGCCAUCCGGAACAGUGAUCUUGAUGACAUGGAGCAGUGUCGCAUCAUCAACAAUCGCAUUAUGAGGGUGGAAGGCAGUUUUCUCUCUCCCUAUGUGUCUCCGCGGGAGAGUCUAUUCCGGCACAUUCUGCUGGGCUCUGGAUCACACACUCUGGCAGCUCUGGUGGAUCACCUUGAAGCCAUUAAAGGAGGGCUUGAAUCUGCUGACAUUGACCAAUUCAAGAAUCAGUUUGCUCUUGCCACUUGGACCAUCCAGGGCUGUGCCAAUGCAUUGGCAGGGGAAGUAUGGGAUAUAGAUAAUGAAAUUUAGACAAGCAGAUUCAGCUCACCUCUUUAACUGUGUGAUAAGUUUGAACCAUCACUCAAGGAAAAAAGGAAAAUGAAAGCAGAAAAUGAUUUUGGUGCUCUAUUAACAUGAAUUGAGGAUAUGUGGUUUACAUCAGUAUUUACAGCAGUAGUUGAUCCAAAAAUUGAACAUUGUGUCAUUUACUCACCUUCAUGUCAUUCUAGACCCCUUCUGUGAAACACAAAAGAAGACAUUUGAAGAAUGUACUAGUCAAACUUUUCCAUGAAAUUACUGGAGCUAUCAAACUUCAAAAAAGACACAAGGGCCUAAAAUAUUAUAAAAGUAGCUCAUAUCACUCAUGUGCUAUACUUCGUACUCUGAAUCCAUACAGAUCAAAAUUCAUAAGGGGUUUGAUUGACAUCAAGGUAGAUAACCCAGAAUUUCUAUUCUUGGAGGAAGUUUUUCUUUGAGAUCUAGUUUAGAUUACACAAAUUCGGAAUGUGUUACUGGUUUAUUUUCAAAAUUUUCAGACUCCUUUUAGGAACUUCUUGCAUAAUACCUGAACCGUCUGGAUUUAGAGCAUUGGUCUCAAACUCAAUUCCUGGAGGGCCACAGCUCUGCACAGUUUAGCUCCAACCCUAAU
Messenger RNA from Sinocyclocheilus grahami, 3122 nucleotides. RefSeq names its product transferrin receptor 1a (gene tfr1a). The record is from RefSeq and is a predicted model, not a curated record. Bases 185 to 2503 code for a protein of 772 amino acids. The transcript is spliced from 19 exons. Gene Ontology annotation, biological process: intracellular iron ion homeostasis; transferrin transport. NCBI's taxonomy places the organism in Eukaryota, Metazoa, Chordata, Actinopteri, Cypriniformes, Cyprinidae. Gene Ontology annotation, cellular component: external side of plasma membrane. Gene Ontology annotation, molecular function: transferrin receptor activity.